Notodromas monacha is the source of this 532-nucleotide messenger RNA. NCBI's taxonomy places the organism in Eukaryota, Metazoa, Arthropoda, Ostracoda, Podocopida, Cyprididae. The record is from the annotation of a GenBank genome assembly.
GCAGACGAAGAAUAUUGACAGGAUAACGACCGAACGGGCGGCUUACGCGUGUUGGCGGUUGGUUGUGACCAAUCAGAGUGACCAUGUCGUGAUCUUGAAGAUUGUGAGUCUGCAGUUCGAGUGUCCCGAGGUUCAAUUUGAGAGGCUACAACCUAAACAAGAGAAGCACUUGCGCAUUUGUUUCUGGAUUAGUGGAGACACUGAUUUUGGUGAGAGGAAGACGAGCCAGAAUGGCAACUUUCUGUCUUUGGAAACCAUCAUGCAGUUGCUGAGUUUGAGGAAAGAUCAGGUGGUGAUCAUGGCUGCGGCCUUGCCAAGCUGUUCGCCAAACGCGGAAGUGCAUGACAUGUCUGCUGUGUUUUUGGAUUGUUUUGGCCGGAAGGAGUUUCACAGGAUCAGCAUGUCAGGAAAGGGAAGAGACGUUAUGGAAAAUGAUCAUUUGUUGAGAUCACCGAGUCAACCGGACGUCCUUGGCAGAAUUUGGCAGAUGUUUGGGCUCCAAACGGAUGUUCUCGGAGACUCCUUGUGUGAC